Messenger RNA from Dendroctonus ponderosae (mountain pine beetle), 1493 nucleotides. RefSeq names its product glycosaminoglycan xylosylkinase homolog. Lineage: Eukaryota; Metazoa; Arthropoda; Insecta; Coleoptera; Curculionidae. The record is from RefSeq and is a predicted model, not a curated record. The coding region runs from base 1 to 1359 and encodes 452 amino acids. The transcript is spliced from 5 exons. Gene Ontology annotation, molecular function: phosphotransferase activity, alcohol group as acceptor. Gene Ontology annotation, cellular component: Golgi apparatus. Gene Ontology annotation, biological process: protein phosphorylation.
AUGUUCCGUAAAAGAAUUGUGCUUGUAGUCGCCUUGCUUGUACUGUUGGUGUUCUUCUGCACGUUGCAACAUCUGCAAGGCUACCUGCCAGCUAUUGAAAGGUUGCCAAAGACCAACCAGGACGUUGAAGAGGCGAUUUACGAAGAACUGAGCCGCCUGCCUGAGAGCUACAGCAGGGACGCCUUGCAACUGAACAGCGCUGAGCGGUUUCUGAGCAACAUCAAGCGCACGGGCCGUUGGGGGCUCGAGAGCGUGCCGCUUCAGCAGCUGUGGGCAGAGGCCAACUCCUGGCCCUCGGACAGUCAACUGACAAACCUUUCCAGUGCUUUAAUGGGUCGCAUUUUAUACUCCCUUGGGCAUGCCAGGAUCACCAAGGCUGAUCUGGAUACUCGGGGCACGCAGCUGAAGAUUCUACUCACUUUAAUGGGAGAGCAAGAGUGCGUCUUCAAGCCAAAAUGGUAUCCGAUAGAGAAGAGCAUAGAGGGGCCAGUCUACGCGGGCAAAGACCGGUACGGCUCAGAAAUUGUGGGUUUCUACCUCUCCGUUCUGCUCGAUAAACCGUUCGUUCCUGCUAGCGUGGAGCGAACUAUUUCCCUAAAAUACGACGUUCUCCCGGUGGCAACCAAUAGGCUGCUGAACGUCAGCUUGGAGAAGGAGAAUCGAAGUUGUGUGUUCGGCCAGUGCUUCUACUGUAGCAAGGAGGAUCCCAUUUGCGACAAUGAGGGAAACCUGCUGACUGGCGCGGUGAUUUUUAAUGUCCGGAAGAGCUUUAGCAGCUACAGAUCUCCGUGGCAGCGCACGUACAAGAAGAGAAAAAAAGCUGCAUGGGAGGACAGCGUUGAUUACUGCAGCGCUGUAAAGACCAGGCUGCACAAGAAGCGACUGCUCGAUCUUAUCGAUGUGGCAAUUUUCGAUUUUCUCCUGCAAAACGGCGAUCGGCACCACUAUGAGACUCUGGACGACAGUAUCGUCUGGCUGGACAAUGGCAAAGGGCUGGGCAACCCCUAUGUUCAACAUUUGGAUAUUCUGGCGCCCCUCUACCAGUGCUGCCUGAUUAGGAAGAAAAUGUGGCAAGCGCUUCUGAGCCUGGCAGGCGGCGCGUUAUCCAAAUACAUGAAGCUCAUGCCAGAUAUCCAAAACGUGCUAACUGAGCCCCAUUUGCGGGCCAUGGAACAAAGACUGAGGCUGGUGUUUGCUACGGUGGAGUUUUGUAAAGGACGACAUGACAUGAGAAUCUUUGAUAGGUUCUGUCAUAAAAGCGGACAUUUUGAAUUCGCCCUACACAAGCCGCUGAUUGGUUCACUCACUGGGCUUGCCGGCAAAACUAACCCCUCACCAACACACCAAGGUAAGAAAUAAAUCACAGUCCAGUUUAUAACCUAAACAAUGUAUUAAACAAGGUGUGCUCAGGCGAAGAUCCUUUGCAGUGCUUUUUCAGCCUGUUGAGGGGCAAUGAACUUGAGCUUUAAAAUGUCCUCACAGACUAAAAUGAU